Molecule: messenger RNA, 2117 nt
Organism: Helianthus annuus (common sunflower)
Lineage: Eukaryota; Viridiplantae; Streptophyta; Magnoliopsida; Asterales; Asteraceae
Product: BTB/POZ domain-containing protein SR1IP1
Exons: 6
Coding region: 222-1997 (591 amino acids)
Molecular function (GO): protein binding
Source: RefSeq, a predicted model, not a curated record
CCAUUAGUGGCCAAGAAUCAUCAUCAUUCAUCAACCAUUACAACCCACAACUCUAAACCAAUAUUUUCUCCUGUUUGUUAACCAAUAUGGUUCACAAUGUCACCAAAAAUUUGAUUGUGAGUGUAUAUAUAAUCAUAAUAAGAUGAGUACCAUGUGGUUGAUAACAUGCCUCAAUGAGAAAGAAACUGCCAAGGGCAUGAUUGAGGUGCCAAAUCAUCAACAUGGUGGAUGUUUAUCAAGAGGGUGGUGAGCUGCCCAUGACACUUCACAUGCCUGCUACUAAAAAGGAGCUUACCUCUGAUGCCAUGAAGAGAAUUAGUGAAUGGAUUUCAUCACAAGAUGUCCCAAGUGAUGUUAUUGUUAGUGUAGGAGGUGUUUCUUUUCCAACACACAAGUUUGCUUUAAUCUCAAAGUGUGGUUACAUAAAGAAACUGUUAUCCGACACCAAAGACGCCGAUCUUUCUGUAGUCGAAAUCCCCGAUAUCCCAGGCGGGCCCGAAGGAUUUGAACUCGCCGCAAAGUUCUGUUACGAAACACAUUUAGAAUUAUCUUUAGACAACAUUGCAAUGGCAAGAUGUGUGGCAGAAUAUCUUGAAAUGACCGAAGAAUACGCAGUAGGGAACCUUGUAUCGAUAACUGAAGGGUACUUGAACAAAACCGGGCUUCAAAACUUAUCGGGUGCAGCUUCCAUUUUGCAGUCAUCAGCAAAUCUGUUACCGGUGUCUGAAAAAGUGAAACUGAUUGAUCGUUGUGUAGACACUAUCGCGUGCAUGGUGACCGAUGAAAGUCAAGUUUACGUUGUUGAUUGGUGGGCUGAAGACUUGAUCGGUCUUAGAAUUGAUAUGUUUAAACGGGUUCUUCUUGCUUUAGUUUCGAGGGGGUUCAAACAGUUUGCGCUUGGUCCGGUUUUAAUGCUUUACGCGCAAAAAUGUCUUCGAGGUUUGGACUUCUACUCAAAAUCAAGGAAAAAUCUUGACCCAAAACAAGAACAUGAGAAGAGGAUUAUUUUAGAGACAAUAGUCGGCCUCUUACCGCGCGAAAAGAAUGCAAUGUCGAUAAGCUUUCUUUCAAUGCUGCUUCGGGCUGCCAAACAUCUAGACACGACGGUUGCGUGCAGGCUAGAUUUGGAGAAACGAAUGGGCUUACAACUUGGGCAGGCGGUUUUAGAGGACAUAUUAAUUCCUUCAUUUUGCUUUGAUGGUGACACAUUGUUUGAUGUUGAUACAGUGCAACAAAUCAUGAUGAAUUACUUUGAAUAUAUGUCUAAGGAUUCGGGUGAUAUGAACCACGCUUAUCCGUCCCAAAGUGACAAUGAGAACGUCGGCAUGCUGAUGGAAAGCUUUCUUGCUAAAAUAGCGUCUGAUCGGAAUUUGUUGGUUUCGAAGUUUAUAAACUUUGCUGAGUGUAUUCCGAUGGAGGUACGGGUGACAGAGGAUGGAAUGUAUAGAGCUAUUGAUAUUUACCUGAAGGCUCAUCCUGCUAUAAGCGACAUGGACCGAAAAAAGGUCUGCAGUUUAAUGGACUGUCAAAAGCUAUCACGUGAAGCCCGAGCCCAUGCAGCCCAAAACGAGAGGCUUCCGGUUCAAACUAUGGUUCAAGUUCUUUACUACGAACAACAACGUUUACGCGAAAUGGACAGCAGCAGCCCAAUCACUGAUCUUGUAACAUCCCACACUACCCUCGAAUCUCAAAAAUCAGUAUCAGAUGAAAUCUCGCGCUUGAAAAAAGAAAACCAGGAGCUGAAAUUCGAGCUUAUAAAGAUGAAAACACGAUUGAAAGAGAUCGAGAAGUCAAAUGUUAAUAAACCGAAGGGAAACAAUGCGAAUGAAAGCGGUGGUAGUAAGGGUAAGCCACCGUUGCCUAAAAGGUCGUUGAUAAGCUCGGUAACGAAAAAGCUUGGGAAGAUCACACCUUUUCUUCAUGCUGAUGGGUUUUUGCCUUCAAGUACUAGAGGCAGGAAUAAACCGGAUAAAGAUAGAAGACAUUCAGUAGCUUGAUAUGCUGUUUUUUGAUGGUUUUAGUGUUGGUGCAUAUAUUUUCAUCAGUAAAUAAUUUCUGUAAAACACAAUUUUACAUGAUAUAUCUAUACAUGGGAGUGUGUGUGUGUUUUUUAACUU